This is a messenger RNA of Rhopilema esculentum, 5829 nucleotides long. Its product is annotated as thyrotropin receptor. The record is from RefSeq and is a predicted model, not a curated record. Gene Ontology annotation, molecular function: protein binding; G protein-coupled peptide receptor activity; protein-hormone receptor activity. NCBI's taxonomy places the organism in Eukaryota, Metazoa, Cnidaria, Scyphozoa, Rhizostomeae, Rhizostomatidae. Gene Ontology annotation, biological process: hormone-mediated signaling pathway; adenylate cyclase-activating G protein-coupled receptor signaling pathway; activation of adenylate cyclase activity. Gene Ontology annotation, cellular component: plasma membrane.
UCUGAUAUGGUUCUAAGGACAGAUCGAGAACACAUCUUUGUGGAACCUAGUACAAUAUUAUUUUACCAUGGUGUGAAUAAUCAUCAAAAGGACCAAAGCGCUAGAUCUUUCUAAAAAGGGCGUUAAUUAGAUUAAGACCAUAUAAGCGCGGGCGUUUAUAAACUGUUAUAACAAUAAAGGGAAUGCACAAAUGUUUUUGUACUCGUCCUUCUCCCUCUCUUUUUCCUCCUCCAGAGUGACCUUUACUCCUCGCAACCAAGUUUUGAUUUACAGUACGUUCUUCUUCUUUGUAUUUAACAUUAAAAUGGACUUAGGAAAAUCGUAUUUGUGCCUCCUUAAGUACCUGGAUCUUUUUAUCUAAUAGAGCGUUUUGAAUAGAACGUAGGACCUAGAAUACUGGGGCGUUAGAAAGAGCAGGAGGUUAAAUAAACGAUUUACCGUGUAUCUUUAAAAAGAUAUUGUAAUGGUGAAGCUCAUGAUUGAGGGUUAUUGGUCUCAUUUCUCUGUCAUAUUCUGUGUCAGUCUAGCACGUUACAAAUAUAUUAAACGCUGUACACAUUAUGAUCUCUUUCGCAGUCCAGCUUUGCAAUCUGUGCUUUUUCAAUGUUCCAAAAUGGAUCCUAGGUCUUCUUGAUGGUUUCCUCAGUUUGAAAACGCGACUUACAAGAUAUCCAUCUCGCUACAUCUAGCUACUACUAUACUCGCCCAACGUUUUAGUGAAUAGUAAACAGUUUAGUGAAUAAUAGCACAGAAACAGCGUACCAUUUCUGACAAGGCACAUCUGAUAAGUUGCCUUUGAUCUUAAAGGGCUUUGUAUUCUUUUCUUAGAUAAUAGUGCAGAAGAUAGAUAGCUGGAAACUGACUGACAGCCAGUUGGUAUUGUCAUGGACUAGGUUUUACUCAUUCCAGCCAUUGGGGCUUGUAUAAGUUCCGAUAUAAAAUCAAGACCGUUUUCUACUCUCAGCUCGGUAAAACCGAAAUUUGACAGCUAUCGCGUGUUGAUACCAUGAAUACAAAAUGCAUCACGUGAUAUUUUGACACCUUCCAGUAGCAUAAUAGUUUGCUUCAAAGCGCACAAGCAUAGUAUGGCUGGUAUCCAUCUGUGAAGACAGAAGCUAAUUAAGGUACUCAAGAGUUUCAUACUUUUGAGGUUGAUUAUGUGAUAUUGGGCUCCAAAUUUGCCACACAUUGCUACAGUUCAAGAAUAGUCUCGAGAUGAAAAGACGACCCGUGAGAUCGCUCUUUUUUCUUUUGGUGCUGUUCCUAGCCAAAGACGAGUUCAAGGUCAGGAGUGAGAAGCCAAAUGUUAACAAAUGCGUUGGGCCUCACUGCCAGCACCAAAAAGACAAUAAAUUGCCAGCGGUUAUAAAGACUUUGGAUCUGUCGUUUCAAGGCUUACCCAAGGUACCGAGAAAAGUGCUUGAGGAACAUGCUGAUACCAUCGAGUUUUUGAACCUUGGUGAAAACAAAAUUAAAAAGAUUGAAGCAGGAGAUUUUCCAUACAUGGAAAAAUUGCACACGCUACUUCUUCACAAAAAUCAGAUUAGUGAGGUGCAGAAAAUGAGCUUGGAGUUCCUCCCAAAUCUUCUUGUAUUACGGUUUGAAGAUAAUCUCAUGACAAGAAUUCCCGAACUCAACUCUGCUCUGCAGCUAUAUGAACUUGAUAUGUCAUACAAUCAUCUGACGGAGCUCGAAGGAAGUCAGUUGAAGACUAUCCAUCAUUUGAAAACACUCAUACUGCGAGGAAACAAAAUCACGACAUUGCAUGACAACACAUUCAAACACAACCACAAAAUGGAAGAAAUUGACUUGUCGGAAAACCCGUUAACGACAAUGGGACCUCAAUCGCUUGUUGGACCGGAAAAGUUGAGAAACUUGUUCUUGCGUGGUACAAAGAUUAACAGUCUCCCAGAAACUGGCUUAAAGCACCUGCAUCGCUUGAAUAUAAAGGAUAUACCUAAUAUGUGGACUGUGCCUGAACCAUCUGCUUUUGAUGCCUUAAAAGAAGUAGAUGUCACUUAUUCUGUGCAUUGCUGUCCUUUCCGUGGUUUAGUAGCAGCUGAGAGGAAGCCAAGCAAGGUGAUUUCGUGUGCUGAUUAUCUUGCAAGCUUGAAAUCUGCGCCGUCCACGCCCUCGCCAACUUACGAUGAUGAUUUUGAUGACUUUGACGAUUUUGGCGAUUACGGGUUUUUCGACAACCACGAUCAAAACGAAACAACUGACGCAAGCCCGCAGGCGUCCCAUCUUCGCUCCUCGUCUAGUAACGUGCUAGACAAGCUUCGUGGCAUUGAAGAAUCAUUUAGAAUGGCUAACACCACCUUCCAGCCUCUAUGCAGCAAUACUAACAAGACUGUUAAAUACGUGCCACCAUCACGAAUUGUAAAAUGCCGACCAAAGCCAGAUGCUUUCAACCCCUGUGAUGAUGUCAUUGGCACCACUGUUCUAAGAGUAUUCUCAUGGGCAAGUUCAUUCCUUGCUAUUUUUGGUAACAUCUUUCUACUGCUUGUCCUUUACUGCAACGAAAGUCCACUGAAUGUGUACAAACUUUUGAUGUAUCACCUUGGCAUUGCUAACACAAUCAUGGGUUUUUAUCUCGUAAUUCUAUGCAGCUUGGAUGCUUUCACCUACGGUCGUUACUACAACUUUGUACGGGUGUGGCAGUACAGUGGAGGAUGCAAAGUGGCUGGGUUCCUCGCAGUAUUUUCCACUGAGCUGUCAGUUUGCGUUCUCGCAAUUGUUACGAUAGAGCGUUACCUGCUUAUCGUACACGCAUUGCACAUUCGCAGACAAAUGAAGGUUAUACAUGCAAAAAUUGCGCUAACUAUCGCUUGGACGUACUCUUUUGUCGUUGCUAUCCUGCCAGUAACAGAUGUCAUAAGCAGCUACGAGAAAGUAGCGAUUUGCUUACCGUUCGAAGCUUCGACGGAUGUUUCGAAAGGUUACGUUUUCUGGCUCCUUACCUUCUAUCUGGUGACAUUCGUUUCUGUGGUAUUAGCAUACUUGAGAAUGUAUGCAAGCGUCAGCGGUGCUCCCCCGUGUGCUGGUGUCAACACCGAGUUCAAAGUGGCGAAGCGCUUUUCGAUGAUCAUCUUCUGCAACUUUGGUUGUUGGGUCCCGAUCAGUAUCGCAGGGUUUCUCUCAUUUUUUUCGCGUCUUCCAAUGAACAUCGGUGUCUCGAAGUUUCUGCUGGUCUUUGCAUUUCCCUUGAAUGCCUGCACGAACCCAUUCCUGUACGCCUUCUUCACAAAGAUCUUUAGAGGUGACGUUCUCAAGUUGCUUACAAAACUCGGGCUCAGGAAGAAGUCAUCACAAAAGUGUCAACAUCAGAACCCUGCUUACGUAAGAGGAAGGCAUGGAUCAAGAGCAUCGGAAGGUACCUUUGCUACAAGUGCUGGAAACUCGAGAUUCAGUCCACCCGGUACUCUGAAAUCAACGGUUAAUAGCAAUGGAAAGUCCCCGAGCCACGCAUACAGACAGGCCAGUAAUUCUUCACCGGUGACGUUUCAGAACAGUGCCAAGUCCCCUCCAUGCUGUUACAGAAGUAUCAGUGUUGAGAGUGCUGAAAACAAUACUGCUGCACCAACCCAGAAUCAAGCAGCUGGUGCUGCCCCACCAACGGAAAGACGCACUGGCAUCCAGCGUAUUCUUCACGGUUUAUGGGCUUUAACGAUAGGAAGGAGGAAUCGUAACGAGUCGACAUCAUCAAGCAAAGAACUGUUGUCUUCUUAUGAUCCAGAGAGGUUCAAUCGUAUUCGCAGUGUCAGCGAAGCCGUUGAAAUAGCGUGCCAUGACGAUCAUUUGCUUGGUGAGAAUGUAUACGAUGUUGAGAAGAAUUCCCCACCGACAGAUAUAACAAACCUAUGAUUGUUGAUACUGAUUCAGAGGAUUUUGGAUGAUUCAAUGCCCUGGUAUACUUGUAAGAGAGAACACAGCCUCUUUUGAUGUCGUGACACGUCUGUGUCGGAUGCAAGAUUAAGUGCUACAGUGACCAAAGGACUAAGAUGUGACAACAUUGAGGCACAAAUGCAAGGUGAAGUUUCAGUUGCUCGUCAACUGUCACCAAGGGAACAUUGAAAAAAAUUAAGCUUGGAAGAGCCAAAUUUAGUGGGUUGGCUGCAUUGUUAAAAUGCCUGGAAAUAUUGCUGUUUUGAUGUCAAAGUAAAACAAAGUGGUGGUUGUAGAGGAGUGGAACCCUGUUGCCUUUUGGUCCACAUUUGAACCUUCGUUGGAGACUGAUGAUCAAUCUCAAGGUGUAGAACUCUAUGUCACCCUAAAAAAAGCUAAUUGUAGGGGUAAAUUUGUUAUUUAGCAUGAAAUCACUUAUUAGUGAUAUAGCAGGUUGCAAUUUUCAUAAUUUUCCAAUAGUCUUAAAGCUUCGCUAUAUUGGAUACCCUUGUAGUUCAAAAUUUUACUUUGGCAGCUUCAAGGUGAAUUUCUGUUCCUUAUUCAAACGUGAAUCGAUUAAUUCUCAAACUGAAAAGAUAUCGUAGUGCAUGGAGCAUUUGAAGCGAUUUAUAACAUGCAUGGAUAAUGAGAAAAUUUGUGCUUUUGCGAAGGCGUCCUUACUGUGAUCUUUAGGGUAUUCUCGAAGAAUUCAAGGACAAAGGCUUAAAUAUAAAGACACUAACAUACCAAGAAGAAUUUUAGACAUUGUUGCUUGCAAAAUUAUCUAUUACCCCGAGCUGCUAUCGUAAUUCCAAAGUUGACCUCACCACAGCUACCUAUUAAAUAUUACAAGAGACCCGUUUAUCAAAACCUGUUUUUGGGAUAUUGAAAGCGUUGACGAAUCAAAGCUGUCGAAAAGCUUAAUCUAAUAGUGAACAUCUAAUUGGCCAAAGUUACUUUCAAAAUUUUCAUUUGAGUUUUAGAAUUGUAUAUAAGUGCGUUUGGGGUUUAUAACUUGGCUUGUAGUAAAUUUUUUUUACUUUAAAUAAUUUAUUUUAAGCCUCGCUGUGGGCAAGUGUUUGCAAAUGACGUCAUUGCACUAUCUAAAGCUGCUCUUUCUCGAGCAUUUAUUGUAUUAGAUAUUUCAUCAGGGCAGAUUGGGCUUAUUUGUCCGGUUUUUGACGAUAAUGUGACCUAAGUCAUAUAUAUUUAUUAUAUGAUAUAGUAAUAGCGAGUCUCAGAAUUGUGUGGUUUGAGUUCAAGAGUCGAUGCACGUGUAUUAUGGCUGCCGCUCAACAAAUCUCAAAACAGAUUAUCAAGACGGAGAAAGAAACUGUUUUGGUUCAAUCUUUAAUCAUAUAAAAACUGUUGAAUAUUAUCAAUUGAAUCUGCUUAUUAAAACUGGCGACAAUAAAUCUUCUGCUCAUUUAACCUCAGCAAUGCAUUAAUAAAUGAAGCAUGGCACUUGAUGUAAACAUAUUAAUAUUUCAUCCACAUGGGAAAGUUUAAACAAUAAUUAAUUAGUGAGACGUCAUUUGUUUUCGUAUAACUGCGUUAUUAGUCAGAAAAAUCUGAGCAGUCUUUUCAGAAAGAAGGUGUCUAUUGCUAAAUGGAGCGUAUUGUAACAAAAUAAACAAAAUCUGUGAUUUUUGUUUUGAUCGCAGAGAUUAUUUUAAGUGAGAAAACCGCCUUUCUUUUGUUAUCAGGGUUAUACAGGUUAUUCGCGAUGAUGUCAUUUGCGUAAAAACAUUUUGUCACAAAGCAUAGCUGUUAGUCUAUUUGUUUCGAAGCGGUGUAUUUAUUAGAGCAUGUAAAUGAUGAGAAAAAUUCCUUGUAUGUAAUGUACUUGAUCGUAGUCAUAAGCUUUGGUAAGAGGUCUUUGCCUUUUCUUUUCCAUAGUUUGUAGUUAAGAAUAGCAAUCUGACUGAUAACAAAUUUAGUGUA